AUGUCAUUCGGGUUCGAGACAACGGGCGAUGAAAUAGUAGACCGUUUCGAAGACCAAGUCAAGGGCAAGACCUUCCUGAUUACCGGUCCAACUCCAGGAGGAAUCGGUGCCGAAUCGGCCCUCUGUCUCGCAAGGGCAAACCCCAGACAUCUGCUCCUGGCCGGCCGCUCGCGACAGAAGAUCCAACCUCUGAUCGACCAACUCCGGGAGACCGACCCGAACGUGAAGACCAGCUUCGUCCCGCUCGACCUCGGGAGCCAAAAGUCUGUGCGGCAAGCCGUCGAGGAUGUCAAGGCACUUCUCGAGGGGGACAAGAUCGACUGCGUGAUCCUCAAUGCCGCCAUCAUGGCGUGCCCGUACGGCGUGACGGAAGACGGCAUCGAGACGCAGCUCGCCACGAACCACCUGGGCCACUUCCUCUUCACCAACCUCCUCCUGAAGAGCGGCCUGAUCGGGUCGCGCGUCGUCAUCGUCAGCAGCUCAGCAUCCGAACGCGCGGCAGAAUACGCUUUCCAGCCUCUGGGCGACAUAUCGUACAGCGACGGCGCCACUUACGACCCGAUGCAAGCGUACACUUUCUCCAAGGCGUGCAGCGUCCUCUACGGAAAGCGACUCGCGAGACUCCUCCACCACAAACACCCGGACGUGGCCGUCUUCAGCCUCAACCCGGGAAGCAUCCGCACAAAUCUGCAAGGCUACAUGAGCGCCGACGUGCGCAGCCGCGCCAUCGACGUCGCCCGACGCUACAACCCGGCCUUCACGAUGCCCGAGCUCAAGACCCUGCAGCAAGGCUGCGCGACCCAGCUCCGCGCGGCGUUGGACCCGACGUUGGCAGUCGAGUCGGGUGCCUACCUCGACGACUGCCAGGUGACGAGGGUGGCCGUCCACGAGGGCCACGAGCGGUACACCGACCAAGUCUGGGAGUUGAGCGAGCGGCUUGUGGGAGAGAAAUUCGAGUUUUAG
Molecule: messenger RNA, 963 nt
Organism: Fonsecaea nubica
Lineage: Eukaryota; Fungi; Ascomycota; Eurotiomycetes; Chaetothyriales; Herpotrichiellaceae
Exons: 2
Coding region: 1-963 (320 amino acids)
Source: RefSeq, a predicted model, not a curated record